CACCCACGUGGAAGCGACAGAAGCCGCACAGCCACAUGGAGGUUGUCGUUGGCAACGAGUGGAGACUGCGCUGUCAGGCGAAGGGCUACCCGCGUCCGGAGACCGACUGGUACCACAACGGCGGCGUGCUCUUGGAGACGGGCAACGUCGUCUUCGGCAAGGGAAACUUGGUGGUAAAGAACGUGACGCAAGGCGACGGCGGGAAGUACGCGUGCCGAGUGAUGAACGAUCACGGGGUGCUGUGGGCCAACGUCACUGUGGCCGUAGUCGACCCGAGCAUCUACGACGAGGGCAUGAACACGUACCCGAACUACUACGAGUCCGACGGAAGCUACAUCACUAGCAACGAAACCU
Molecule: messenger RNA, 354 nt
Organism: Priapulus caudatus
Lineage: Eukaryota; Metazoa; Priapulida; Priapulimorpha; Priapulimorphida; Priapulidae
Product: fibroblast growth factor receptor 3-like
Source: RefSeq, a predicted model, not a curated record